ACUUUCGGAUCUGAAAUGGGUUGUGAUUAGAUUUUUCAUAUGAUGAUGAUAAUAGCAAUGAUUUUGUACUGAAAAUUUUUGAUACUCUGUUUUGUUUUUUUUUAAUGUUUUAGUAUUUAAAUUCAAUGCCUUAAAGAUCUCAUAGCCAUGAGGAAAAAGCUCGAUACCAGAUUUCCUGCUGCUCGGAUUAAAAAGAUCAUGCAAGCUGAUGAGGAUGUUGGAAAGAUAGCAUUGGCAGUUCCUGUUUUAGUUUCUAAAGCGUUGGAGUUAUUUUUGCAAGACCUCUGUGACCGUACAUACGAGAUAACCCUUCAGAGAGGAGCAAAGACUAUGAGUUCAUUGCAUUUAAAACAUUGUGUGCAGAGCUAUACUGUGUUUGAUUUUCUGAAGGAGGUAGUCAGCCGAGUUCCAGACUAUAGUCAUGGUCAUUCUGAUGCUGGUGGCGAGGAUCGUGCCAUUUCAAAGAGAAGAAAAGCUGCAGGCGAUGAAUGCAAUGACAGUGAUGAGGAGUUGAAGAAGAGCAAGAUGCAUGAGAUGAGUCAUGCGCAUGCCAGCAGCAGUGGUAGAGGAAGAGGGCGGGGUCGAGGGAGAGGUCGUGGACGAGGCCGUGGAACGAUAGAAAGAGAGGCGCACCAUAUUGAUACUGGAUCUGACCCCAGCACGUCGCUUCAGCAGGGCAACAAACAUAAUCAGAACCCUGACACAUUGAUGGAUAAUGGUUCUGAGGCAAAGGAAUUGUCAAAGGAGAAUAUUGCCACUACAGAUGGUGCCAACCCAGCAGCUCGAAGUUUUGAUCUGAAUGCCAAUGUUGAUGAUAAUGAGGACACAAAGGCCACAGCAGCAGCGGCGACAGCAGCAGCAGCAGCCGCAGCCCCGGCCUCCUCAGCUGGGCCUACUACCGAGACUAGACACGAAGAAUACCCCGGAUGGUCUCUUUCUGAUGUGGACAAGAUGGCCAUCGACCCUCUUCAGCUUGCACACCUCAGCAAAAGGUUAGACGAGGAAGAUGAAGAUUACGACGAAGAGGGGUAACAAUGCAUGAAAUGGACACUUAUUGUAAUAGUUAGUAAUUGAAAUCAGAUUAAAGCUAGCUCAGUGGCAAAGGGAAUAAAAGAACAUAUUGGCGAUGAAAACAUGGCCCAUGAAGGUUUCCACAAGAUCAGGAAAGUCCCUUAUUUCUUUCUUAGUUUGUCUUCAUCACCACGUGUUUCUGUCAUGCCAUUUGCUAACUAUCAUUUCCAAAGGUAGCUCUCCCUGACAAUUGAAGAUAUAUUAGUUUGUUCACAUUCACUAUUAAUCAAUGUAUGGCAGCCUUGGUAGAGGUAGAUUAGAAGCUUUUCUUUAUUAUAUUUUGUUUGAUUAUGGUUGUUAGUUAUUAGAUCAAGUCAAUUCACUUGGUGGUUUUACUUCCUCAGGUGAAAAUAUGUUUUAGAGUAUGUUCUAUUAGAUUGUCCAGACUGCUUGCUGUAAUACAUUUCGUUAGCCUUAUGCAUAAUGAUGGAAUGUUACUAGUUGAGACUGUUUUCUGAA
Molecule: messenger RNA, 1530 nt
Organism: Quercus robur (English oak)
Lineage: Eukaryota; Viridiplantae; Streptophyta; Magnoliopsida; Fagales; Fagaceae
Exons: 6
Coding region: 148-1032 (294 amino acids)
Biological process (GO): regulation of DNA-templated transcription
Cellular component (GO): nucleus
Molecular function (GO): protein heterodimerization activity
Source: RefSeq, a predicted model, not a curated record